This is a messenger RNA of Cyphellophora europaea CBS 101466, 1035 nucleotides long. RefSeq lists its product as uncharacterized. The record is from RefSeq and is a predicted model, not a curated record. Gene Ontology annotation, cellular component: plasma membrane; cortical endoplasmic reticulum; cytosol. Gene Ontology annotation, biological process: regulation of exocytosis; Golgi to plasma membrane protein transport. The transcript is spliced from 2 exons. Bases 1 to 1035 code for a protein of 344 amino acids. Gene Ontology annotation, molecular function: phosphatidylinositol transfer activity. Lineage: Eukaryota; Fungi; Ascomycota; Eurotiomycetes; Chaetothyriales; Cyphellophoraceae.
AUGUCAGCCGGAGAGAAGCCCACAACCGGCGCUCCCAACAGCACCACCGGCCAAGCCGAAACGGCUGUCGUUCCUGAGAACAAAGAGGUCGCCAGCGAGCCUGGUCCAGCCGCGGCCGUCGCCGUCGCAGCGACCGCCCAACCUUCCGCCAACGGAGAUACAACUCCUGCCGCCAAGCCCGACGAGACCGCCGCCGCAACUGAGACGGAGUCGAAGCCUCCCGCGGCGCCCAUCCAACAGCUGUGGCUUUUAGCCAAGGCGCACGAAUAUCCAGAGAUUUGGGGCGUGCAAUUAGCGGAUCCGGAAACACAUGUGCCCUCGCAGGUCGUCUUCCAGAAAUUCCUCAACGCCUACGAUGGAGACCUCGCUAAGGCCAAGGAGACUCUGACCAAAACCUUGGACUGGCGUAAAGAGACCAAGCCUCUGGAUCUCCUCAGCAAGGCUCACGCCAAGGGGAAGUUUGAUGGGCUGGGCUACGUGACUAGCUAUGGCAGUGAGACUGGCGAGCCAGAGUCUAAAGAGGUGUUUACCUGGAACAUCUACGGCGGUGUGGAGGAUAUUAACAAUACCUUUGGCGAUUUGCCCGAAUUCAUUAGCUGGCGUGUCGCUCUCAUGGAGCUUGCUCUCCGUGAGCUGUCUAUCUCUACUGCCACCAAGCCUAUCACGGCCGAGUAUGAUCCUUACAAGAUCUAUCAAGUUCAUGACUACAAGUCCAUCUCAUUCUUCCGUCAAUCCCCCAAAGUCAAGUCGGCAUCCACCGAGACGAUCAAGGUUUUCGCGGCCAACUACCCGGAACUGCUCAAAGAGAAGUUCUUCGUCAACGUUCCCGCAAUCAUGGGCUUUGUGUACGGCUUCAUGAAGAUGUUCGUUGCUGCCAAAACCAUCAAGAAGUUUCAUCCGAUGAGCAACAGUAAGAUCAUGGUGAAUGAGUUUGGUGAUAGCAAGGUCCAGUCGCUCGGAGAGCAACUCCCACCUGACUACGGCGGAAAGGGUGACGAACUCCCCAAGGUCGGGAAGCAGCCACAUCUCGAAUAG